Messenger RNA from Alosa alosa (allis shad), 3133 nucleotides. It is a transcript of the gene bmper, whose product is annotated as BMP binding endothelial regulator. The coding region runs from base 1 to 2139 and encodes 712 amino acids. Gene Ontology annotation, molecular function: protein binding. The record is from RefSeq and is a predicted model, not a curated record. The transcript has 17 exons. NCBI's taxonomy places the organism in Eukaryota, Metazoa, Chordata, Actinopteri, Clupeiformes, Clupeidae.
AUGGCCACACCAUCAGACACCAUCUGCAUCUGCUCCAAAGCUGAGGACCGCUGCUGGUGCCCAACCCCAGCCGAGGUCAAAGGUCGUGUGCAUUCUGCUUUCACAUGCGCUCUGCUGCCCGGGACACUACAAGACUUCCCCACACCAUCCUCACACAGCUUUUUUCUGGUAUUUUUGUUGGUACAAACAGCGCAGUUAAUUUCACCUUUUAUUAUAGGUACCGAGCCCAGCUGCGAAAAUGAAGGAGAGGUGCUCCAUUAUCCCAGUAUCACCGACAACCCCUGCAUAUCCUGCGUCUGUCUGAACAAGAAAGUGGACUGCAAGCAGGAGAAAUGCCCCCAAGUGGCGGAGGACUGCGCGCUGGUGGUCAAACAGACGGGAGCCUGCUGUGAACGAUGCAAAGGUUGCCAACUGGAAGGGAAGUCCUAUAACAGCUCAUACAGCUGGAGCUCCUCCACUAAGCCCUGCAUGACUCGCCGCUGUCAGGAAGGUGUCAUCACUGAGGCUGAGAUGCAGUGUGUUGUCCACUGUAAGAACCCCAAGAUUCACCCCAAGAAAUGCUGCCCGUCCUGUCCAGGGUGUAUCUUCGAGGGCCGUCUGUACAAGGAACGGGAGGAGUUCCACCCAGAGGGAAAGCCAUGUAUCAAAUGCAUUUGCACUGGAGGUCGUACGAUGUGCCAUCGAGAGAUCUGCCCCGUUCUCUCCUGUCCUGCCCAUCUGAGUCACACGCCAGCAGGCCAGUGUUGCCCCAAAUGCCUGGGUCAGAGGAAGGUUUUUGACUUGUCACUGGGGAGCUGUCUGUUCCACAGCGAGGUCUACGAGAACGGAACAUCCUUCAAGUACGACAACUGCACCACGUGUAUCUGUAAGGAUUCCACAGUGGUCUGUAAGAAGAAGUGUUCCAAACCAGGCAGUUGCCGGGGAGGCCAGGAGCCCUGCUGUGAUGAAUGUCUGUCUUACAUUAAGGUUGAGGAUGUGAAGUACUGUCGCGUCAAGAACAAGAUCUACAGGGAGGGGGACAGGUGGUCGUCUGUGAACUGCACUUUAUGCACCUGUGUGAAGGGGAACAUCGAGUGCCAACCCAAACAGUGUGUACCCAUCACCAGCUGUCCAUCGAAUAAGAUACUGAAUCGAACUGGCUGCUGUCCUGUUUGCACUGAAAAGCCAGGUGUGUGUACUGUUUUUGGGGACCCCCACUACAACACGUUUGACGGGCGCACGUUUAACUUCCAGGGCACGUGUGAAUACGUGCUGACCAAAGAUUGCUCGUCGGCGGCCAGCUUCGUGGUGCUGGUGAAGAACGACGCGCGACGCACGCGCUCCUUUUCCUGGACCAAGUCUGUGGAGCUGCAGGUUCCCGGUCUGAGCAUCAGCCUGCACCAGCAUCUGACGGUCAGGCAGAACGGCACGCGCAUCGCCCUGCCCUUCCACAGCACCGGUGUCCACAUCGACCUGGAUGGCUACCUGCUCAAACUGACAUCCAUCUUAGGACUGGAGAUCACCUGGGAUGGGGACAGUUUCGUGGAGGUGGUGGCCGCACCACAUCUGCGGGGUCGUCUGUGUGGCCUUUGCGGGAACUACAAUGGCCACAAACGGGACGACACCAUCGGCGGUGAUGGCGUCUUCAAGUUCGACGUGGACGAGUUUGCAGAGACGUGGCGCAUCGAGGGCAACGAGGUGUGCACUCAGCCGCCGCGCAGGCCCACCUCGUACCUGUGUCCCGGUUCCGUCAAGGUGAAGUUCCGCGCACACCGGGCCUGUCAGAAGAUCAAGUCCUGGGAAUUCCAGAAGUGUCACCCGGUUGUGGACUUCACCUCCUUCUACAGGUCAUGUGUAACGGACAUGUGUGAGUGUCCGGUGCAUAAGAACUGCUACUGUGAGUCCUUCAUGGCCUACAGCCGAGCGUGUGAACGAGAGGGAGCCGUGGUGCUCUGGCGACCCGAGCAGAAUUGCAUGACGACCCAGUGUAAGCACGGCGCCGUGUAUGACACGUGUGGGCCAGGCUGCACCAAAACGUGCGACAACUGGAACGAGAUCGGGCCGUGCAACAGACCGUGUGUGGCCGGAUGCCACUGCCCAGCCAACCUGGUGCUGUUCCAGGGCCGCUGCAUCAAGCCCACGUCCUGCCCGGGCCGAUGACCCUAGGAGGCCUCAGGGUGGAGAUAAGGGUGAAAGGGAAGGACAGGGACUCUGGAGUCGAAGGGCUGCAGCACAAACGCUGAGAGACUGCAGUGGUUCCCACGGUCCUGGACACAACCGAAGCCCCUUUUUCUUUUUCUUCCACUUGGGUGACUUCACAGAGCCACUGCUGAAUGAUGAUGAACUUCUCUUCUCCCUGCUGAGGUAACACAGCAGGCCGCCGCCACCACCAGAGGCGCUCUCAGGACAAAAGAGAAGAGAGGCAGAUUAGAGAAAGGCCAUUCCCCUCCUUCAGUUGAGGCCAAGACUCUAAGCCCAAAGGCCUGUUGGUCUGGACCUCUCUGAAUACUGGCUACUAUCAACUAUCCGUGUUCAACCUGGAAAAGCAACUCAAGAUGCUGCAUAGUGGGAGCAGGUGACACAGACCUGCAGCUGAACAAUGCAUUCACAUCUCCAAGCACUCUCAUCUAACUCAGCAAAGAAAGCUAAAACACAAACACACACACACACACACACACACUCAGUAGUUACUAUUAAGAAUACAGCUCUGGCUGUCUUAUUUAAUUCCCAACUUCCGUGUCAUUCAUGUGUUAAAUUUUAUACUGUAAACUAACAAGAUUUGUACAAAAAGACACCUUUAUGUCAUUAUUGAUAUUAUUAAGUAUGGUUGUUGUUUAUGAUAUUGUUAAUUUAUAUGCAUUGGCCAAUUGAAAUGUUGUAGCAAGAGCCAAAUAAUCUAAUUUUGUUUAAAAAAUAAUGUAAAGGGAAAAUAUAUUUAUAUUUGUGUUGUAUUUUGUGCUAUUCUGAGGAGAAAUACCCAAAUGUGACACGUUAUUGCAACAUCACAGGGAAACUGUACUGUAUUUUUGGAAAAAAAAGUAAAAGAAAAAGAAAAUGCUCAGUGUAUGGUUGUGUGUUCAUUUUCUAAUUGAAGAUGUUCAUAUGUACUUUGGAAUUAUGAUAUUUAAGAACAAUGAUAUGUGCUUUAAAUGAA